Messenger RNA from Lactuca saligna, 1024 nucleotides. The record is from the annotation of a GenBank genome assembly. Lineage: Eukaryota; Viridiplantae; Streptophyta; Magnoliopsida; Asterales; Asteraceae.
AAAUGGGUUUCAAAGGGUUCGUCCAUGGCUUAUGCGAAAGAACCCGAAAACUAGAAACUUUUAGGGCAAACGAUUUCGCCAUUUGCAGAGCUUUGUGAUUCGAAGGAGUGAAGACAAUUAUGGAGGCAGGAGACGAAGGGAUUGAGAGAGUAGAGGACUCCAAGGACUUACAGCAACAGAGCAAAGCACUCGACAAACUUACCGACCAUGUCGAAGAUCGUCAGCUCGAUUCGACUCGUGUUCAAGAGGCUAUGGCUUCGAUCGCUGCAUCAAAGGAAGCUGAUUUGAAUGCUAUGAGAUUGAGGGAGAAAGAGUUGGCUGCUGUAAAGAUCAAUGCUGCUGAAGUUGACAUAAUUGCAAGUGAACUAGAGAUGGAUAAAAAGGUGGCUGAAAGAACAUUAAGGGAACACAAGGGUGAUGCAGUUGCUGCAAUAAGACACUUGCUUCAUGUGGGUAAUCUUUAAAUUCAACAUCUGUCUUAUUAUUUCUAAAAUCUUGUUAAACAUCAUUUAGUUUAUGUUACAUUGUGUCACAACUUUUAUGUUAUGCAAUUGAAUCCAAAUGUUCCUAAUUAAAAUGUUGUGAAAUUGAAAUGGAUGUUUUGUGACAAAAGAAUAGAAAACUGUAACAUGAUGCUGAUAUAUUAAGAUGUGACCUCAUGGGAGAAAUUAGAUUACACUAAAGAUAGAUCACAAAAGAGUAUUUUACUUACUUUUAUUUAUGCAGUGUUAGUGUAUGGACAAUUUUUUUUACAAUCUUCCAUUUUAGUAUAACAACUCUUAACUACAAAAUUCUGUUUGCAACAAAUUUGAAACUUAUCGUUAUAAUCACCAGAAUAACAACCAGAUCCAUAUUUAGCCUCUUUGAUCCCGAUUGUGCUACCUUUAUACAAUACAAGUCACAAGAAGAAUAAGAAAGGUGAGCAUAUGAAAGUUCUUCAUGUCAAAUGCUUUCGACCUAGAAGUACAUGAUUAGAAAAUCUUAAAUAUAUUUUUAAGAAAUUAGUUUGAAAACAGAAAACAAA